Messenger RNA from Lepus europaeus (European hare), 1625 nucleotides. It is a transcript of the gene LDB2, whose product is annotated as LIM domain binding 2. The transcript is spliced from 8 exons. Gene Ontology annotation, cellular component: nucleus; transcription regulator complex. Bases 258 to 1379 code for a protein of 373 amino acids. Gene Ontology annotation, molecular function: LIM domain binding. NCBI's taxonomy places the organism in Eukaryota, Metazoa, Chordata, Mammalia, Lagomorpha, Leporidae. The record is from RefSeq and is a predicted model, not a curated record. Gene Ontology annotation, biological process: nervous system development; negative regulation of transcription by RNA polymerase II; positive regulation of transcription by RNA polymerase II.
CUCCUGCGCUCUCCCCUCCCUCCCUGCCGCCCUCCCUCCGCCCGCUCUCCCGCUCCUCUCCAGCUAGAGAGGCUCCCCCAGCAGUUCCCAGCCAGUGUGUUCUGCCUGCCUGCCUGCCUGCUCUGUGUGUGUGUGCGUGUGUGUGUGGGAGCGUGUGUGCGUGCGCCUACUUUGUACCGUGAGGAACACAGAGCCCAUGUGCCCUGCAUGGACGUUUCUGACACUCUGUUGAGCUUGAUUUCCGACACACAGGCAAGAUGUCCAGCACGCCACAUGACCCCUUCUAUUCUUCUCCUUUCGGCCCAUUUUAUAGGCGACAUACACCCUACAUGGUGCAGCCAGAGUACCGAAUCUAUGAGAUGAACAAGAGACUGCAGUCUCGAACAGAGGACAGUGACAACCUCUGGUGGGAUGCGUUUGCCACGGAAUUUUUUGAAGAUGACGCCACAUUAACCCUUUCAUUUUGUUUGGAAGAUGGACCAAAGCGAUACACUAUCGGCAGGACCCUCAUCCCCCGUUACUUUAGCACUGUGUUUGAAGGAGGGGUGACCGACCUGUAUUACAUUCUCAAGCACUCGAAAGAGUCAUACCACAACUCAUCCAUCACAGUGGACUGCGACCAGUGUGCCAUGGUCACCCAGCACGGGAAGCCCAUGUUUACCAAGGUGUGUACAGAAGGCAGACUGAUCUUGGAAUUCACCUUUGAUGACCUCAUGAGAAUAAAAACAUGGCACUUCACCAUUAGACAGUACAGAGAGUUAGUCCCGCGAAGCAUUCUAGCCAUGCACGCACAAGAUCCUCAGGUCCUGGAUCAGCUGUCCAAAAAUAUCACCAGGAUGGGGCUAACAAACUUCACCCUCAACUACCUCAGGUUGUGUGUAAUACUGGAGCCAAUGCAGGAACUGAUGUCCAGACACAAAACCUACAACCUCAGUCCCCGCGACUGCCUCAAGACCUGCUUGUUUCAGAAGUGGCAGCGGAUGGUGGCCCCGCCAGCAGAACCCACACGGCAACCAACAACCAAACGGAGAAAAAGGAAAAACUCCACCAGCAGCACAUCCAACAGCAGCGCCGGGAACACGGCCAAUAGUACCGGCAGCAAGAAGAAAACCCCAGCGGCAAACCUGAGUCUGUCCAGUCAGGUACCUGAUGUGAUGGUGGUAGGAGAGCCAACUCUGAUGGGAGGUGAGUUUGGGGACGAGGACGAAAGGCUAAUCACUAGAUUAGAAAACACGCAAUAUGAUGCAGCCAACGGCCUGGACGACGAGGAGGACUUCAACAAUUCACCCGCCCUGGGGAACAACAGCCCGUGGAACAAUAAACCUCCCGCCGCUCAAGAGACCAAAUCAGAAAACCCCCCACCCCAGGCUUCCCAAUAAGACCAUCGGUCAUUCGGUCGGCACCAGAACCCACUAACCAUAGGCCCGUGGGGUGUGCUCCCAAUAUCGCAGAUCUUUACUUACAGGAGAGGAAAGAGGAGAGAUUAAAAACUUUUCCAAGCAAAUACUUAUUUCUAAACCACAAUGAUCUGACUUUCUUUCCUUUUUUUUUUUUUUUUCUUUUUAAUUGAGAGGAGCGUUCCAAAUAAGCUUCCAUGACCCUUCUUUGGAGGCCUUGACAGGUAA